UACGUCAACAACUGUUUAUUUUUGUACUUAGGGUAGGAGUAGAUUGCACCAUCGUUUGCAUUUCUUACAUCACGUCAAUCACGUGGUAGUUAAAUGAACUGAACACGCAUCUUUCAUAAGUCAUCCAUUACUCAUUAUUAGGUUAUGUGUUGAAACAAACAUCUUCAAUAAAAGUACCUCAGCCCAAAGUCAAUCAUAUUUAUUGUUGGAAAAGUUAUAGUUAAUCUGCGUUUCGGUGUUGAACGGGACUAAAAAUGUGGUGCUUGUCGAGACGAGUAUUAAGCUUUGGCUUGAGGAUGACGUUGAGGCGCAUGCAGGACAAUGUCACGAAUAUGCAAAAUCUGAGAAGAACAGUCAUGUUGACGCAUCAAAACAGCUUUUCCUUGUCGAGGAGCAUAAUGUCGAGGAUCAAGUACGAGCCAGCUUUGAAGAGCGAGCCGCCGAAGCUUGAGGACGAAGGCCAUAAGAAAAGUGGUAAAAAUUUGGUAUUGAACAGACAUCAACUAGGAAAAGUCGAGGGUAAGCUGAUGCUAGGUUUCACUUGCAAGCGAUGUAACACAAGAAAUGAAAACAAAAUCAUAACAAAACUGGCAUACAACAAGGGUGUGGUGAUUGUACGCUGUGACGGUUGUAAGAACAAUCAUUUGAUAGCUGACAACCUUGGCUGGUUUGGCCCUGGACAUAAAACGAGAAAUAUUGAAACUAUACUCAGGCAGAAGGGUGAAAGUGUAUGCAGGAUCAGAGAUGACAUUGGGGGAUACUUUGAAGCCAUAGCUGAGGAGGAGGUGAUAAAGGUUCAAAGACGAAUCAAGGAACAGGAGUUAAUUGAUGAUAGUGCUAUCAAAAGUGAGGAAAGUCCUAAAAUUGAAGAGGGUGGAAAGAACAAUUGAGAAGAUUAAAGUACCAAAAAAAACUUGAUCCAAGGACUCCUGUAUAUGGUUGUGUAUAAAGGUUUCUUGUUAUUUGUUGCUGUGUUCAACUGUACAUGGUUUUUUACACUUUUGUAAAUAUUUAAACAACUGUACAAUAAGGUUUUUGUGAAAAUUGUGUAUUAAUAAGGUUAAAUUGUUUUGUAGAUA
This is a messenger RNA of Copidosoma floridanum, 1079 nucleotides long. RefSeq lists its product as uncharacterized. Gene Ontology annotation, biological process: protein folding; protein import into mitochondrial matrix; protein stabilization. Gene Ontology annotation, cellular component: mitochondrion. The record is from RefSeq and is a predicted model, not a curated record. Gene Ontology annotation, molecular function: protein-folding chaperone binding; zinc ion binding. Lineage: Eukaryota; Metazoa; Arthropoda; Insecta; Hymenoptera; Encyrtidae.